UUAAUUUUGCUUAUAUACAAACAGACAUAUUUAAAUUUUUGUAUUAGUUUUUAUAUAAAAUAUAUCUUACUGGUAAUAACUGUCAUGUGAACAAAAAUGAUUCGAAAAUCAACUCGCAUGUUGCGCAGCUAUUUUCAUCUCUUCUUUGGUCCAGCAUUUCGACUGACAAGUAGAUUUCCCGAAGCCUUUGAAAUAUGCAAAGAAUUCAGGAUAGGCAGAGAAAAAAUGCUGCAAAUUGCGAAUGCCCUCACCAAGGAGAUACAACUCGGCCUGGCCAGGGAAACUCACCCACAGGCCAUAGUGAAAUGCUUCCUCACCUACAUUCAGGAUCUGCCCACGGGCAAAGAACGUGGCAAGUUUAUGGCCCUGGAUUUGGGUGGCACUAACUUUCGAUGUUUGCUCGUCAAUCUCGCAGAUGGCGCAGUGAUGCAGACCACGCUCAAAUCGUUUGCCAUUUCCGAGGAACUGAUGCAGGGUCCUGGAACGGAUCUGUUUGACUUUAUAGCUGAGUGCCUGGCGGGAUUUUGCAAGGAGCAGAACAUUGGUAACGAUCGCAUUCCAUUGGGCUUCACUUUCUCGUUUCCACUGCAGCAGAUUGGUAUCAACAAGGGCAUUUUGCGGCGCUGGACUAAGGGAUUCAGAUGCGAAGGAGUCGAGGGCAAGGAUGUCGUGGAGUUGCUGCAAAGUGCCAUCGAUCGCCGUGGUGAUGCAAAUGUCAAAAUCGUGGCCAUUUUGAAUGAUUCCACCAGUACACUUGUCUCCUGUGCUUAUUCCCAUCCCGACUGUCGCAUUGGCCUUAUUGUGGGCACCGGCGUCAAUGCUUGCUACGUGGAGCAAACAUCCAAGGCGGAGAUGCUCGACGGUUAUGAAAGCAGCCAGAAGCCCAUCAUGAUCAUCAACACGGAACUGGGAGCAUUUGGAGACAAUGGAUCAUUGGACUCGGUACGCACUGUUUAUGACAAGACCCUCGACAUAGAGUCAGUGAAUCCAGGCAGUCAGACCUUAGAGAAGUGCGUCUCCGGCAUGUAUCUGGGCGAGGUGGUGCGUCACAUUCUGCUCGAUCUUAUGCGCAUGGGAGUGCUGUUCCGUGGCAUGAGACCGGAUGAAAUGCAAACCAAAUGGAUAUUUCGAACUCGCUUUAUAUCGGAAAUCGAGUCCGAUCCGCCUGAGGUGUUUCACAAUGCCCGAGUGGUGUUGUAUCAUCUGGGCAUCAAAACGGACGACCUUAAUGAUAUGGCUUGUCUGCGCUAUAUCUGUGAUUCGAUAUCGCUUCGAUCUGCGCAACUCACCUCAUGUGCCAUUGUUGCCAUGAUCAAUCAGAUGAAUGUCGAGUCGUGUACUGUGGCCAUAGAUGGGGGACUGUGUCGCUAUCACCCGCAUUAUCGAAAUUUGAUCGAGCAGCAGCUGUCGAUACUCUUGAAGAAUGCUUCUGCAUACAAGAUUGUGCUGUCCGAGGAUGGUUCUGGUCUUGGAGCAGCUCUCGUCGCCGCAGCCUUCGCCAAUAAAUAAAGUCGAAUGGCGAUGCCAUCGUUUCCCCGUAUUGUCUGCACAUGUUUGAGCAAACCUGCAGCGAAUACUGGGAAUUGGACGCAACCUCAAACAUGUUCGAUGACAGCCGCAUGCCGAUGCAUGGCGGAGGGAACGUCGCACACGCGACGCCAAACCAGUUUUCUGGCUCACAGUCAACGACGGGCAACUGGCGUGAACGGUUCGCAGUUCGCAGUUUGCAGCUUAUUCGAAAAUCGGUUAUCGGCUCGUCGAUGGUCGCUCGUUUGCUUUGGCGUGCCAUGCAUUGAAUUUGAAUUGAAAAUAAAAUUUUGCCAAAAAUUCAAAAUUUGUUUUUUCAAGCCAACAAAAAAGAACGCGAAGAAAUGCGACGCGACACGCGGCAAAAACUAACAGUCGAAUCAAUUUUAAAAUAAACAACCACAAACCAUAACAACAACAGCAACAACAACAAGAGCAAGAAAAUAAAAAGUA
This is a messenger RNA of Drosophila sulfurigaster albostrigata, 1980 nucleotides long. Its product is annotated as hexokinase type 2-like. Gene Ontology annotation, molecular function: mannokinase activity; D-glucose binding; ATP binding. Gene Ontology annotation, cellular component: mitochondrion; cytosol. Lineage: Eukaryota; Metazoa; Arthropoda; Insecta; Diptera; Drosophilidae. The transcript has a single exon. Gene Ontology annotation, biological process: glucose 6-phosphate metabolic process; intracellular glucose homeostasis; glycolytic process. The coding region runs from base 97 to 1509 and encodes 470 amino acids. The record is from RefSeq and is a predicted model, not a curated record.